GUGGUCAGGUGUCUGCUCUUAUAUGCGGCGGAGCUGUCCGACUGCUGCACACACACGACAACACGAACACAAAGCUACAAGAUCGAGGACAUGCCCAACACCUCCACUCUUGUCUGAGCGUUUAUUCCAAAGGUAAUCAAUUUGCCUAUAAUAUGCUGCAUUUCCGCCACAAGUUGCCCACGGGGGCAGCCAUGGUCCUACUAGCUGUCCUCCUCCACCGAUGCGUCAUGCAGGCUGCGUCUCUGCCCCGCCACUACCGUCUCCGAGGCGGCGGCGAUGGUGGCGAAGGGCAAACGGCCGGCUCCGAUCUGCUCAAAGCUCUGGAGUACAUCGAGAACCUGAAGCAGCGUAACGGGGCUCGCCCGGGACCCGAGCCCUCCGACUACGACGAAGUGGAAAAGUUCAGAGUGUUGCUUCAGCUCGCCUCCCAGCAACAACAGCAGCAGGAAGACGAGGCUCCGGCGGAACGCCAGGACAUCACCGCGGAACAGCUGAUGAGAUCUCUGCUCAAGUCCCUCCAGGAUCAGGCCAAGCUCAGCCCCGUGUCUGCACCCCGGAACGACCGCCGUCUACACAGACACCGCACCAAAGAUACCGAAACCGUAAAGAGCCCACCAACAGAUUAUGCCAACUACCCCAGACCCCACAAGAAGUACCCGUUGAUGUUCGAGGAUGAGGAGAACACGGAUGCCUCCAAGCGGGCUACGGAGGAUCUGGACCAGAAGUAUACCCCCCAGAGUCUCGCCAACCUUCGCUCCAUCUUCGAGGAGCUGGAGAGGAUGCCUAUGUCUGUAGGACAGAAGAGAGACAUUUUUGGGGAAGAGGAGGAGGCGGCAGAUGAGGAUGGAGGCCCCGGAGAGGAAUGGGUCCCCGUGGAGGAACGAGAGGAGACCGAGGAGAUGGUGAACGGGAGCCAUGAGGAAGCAGACAGGGCCCUCGGGGAUCAGGAGGAGGAAGACGGGGAGGAAGUGCAGCGUCGUUCGGGUCAGGACCAGGAAGACGCCGACGAUGACACCAAACUGGUCGAUUACUACCUACUUAAGGUUCUGGAGAUGACCGAUCAGACACAGAAGAGGGACCAGACCGGGGAACAACGAAAGAGACUCAUCCGCCCAUCCAUCAUAGAUCCUCGUAAGCUGAAGGAGCUUCUGGAGCUCUCGUUGAAGCUCCACGUCCCCCCACAGGACCUCAUUGACAUGCUGCUAACGGAAGAGCUCCGUAAGCUCCACCGUAACCCGCCAGCGGCCUCGACUCGCUACACGACAGGACAAACCCCCAAGGUCCGCUAUUUCAGUCACAGACUGCCCCUGAAGAGCAAGGCCCCCGCACCUGAGGACAUGGACCGAGAGGACUUUUUGGACAUCAUCGGCGUGGAGACCAUCAGUAACGAAUAUCCGGUGAUGCCCAGACCCGCCAAGACGUCCCCGGACAGAAUCCCAGCAGGGUCCAACCCUGAGCCAAAUGUAGGAUCGGUGAAAAUUCCACCUCCAGCCGGACGCAGGGAGAAUCUGUUCUUGUCCGAGCUCAACAAGAUGCCCCUUCGGCGUCAGGCGGCCGACGACGACGACACCAAUGACGGUGACGUGGAGGACGAGGUGACCACUUAUCUGGCAGCCAAAAUCCUCACCGAGUACCCGCCCAACAGCAUCACCAAGCGAGACACCCAGGCGCAGACCAAGGGCCACUUCCCCUACGAGCUGUACGAGAGGGCCGUGAAGGACUACUUGAGCCAGGCAGACUCUAGGAGCAGACCGGUGGCCAAGAGGGAGGCUGAGGAGGAGAAACCCACGGAGGUGCUUAGCGAGGAGGAGGUGGGGAUGACAGCCAAGACCUCUGCCCCGGCCCCAGGCGCAGCGUCGGGGGGAGAAGGAGGAGAGGAGCACCGUGAAAAAGCUGUGGCUGGAAUGUAAACGCUAUGAUUAUAGUAUUUCAACUUUCUCUGUAUGGUGGAUGUGAUCUAGUUUACAAAUUUUAUUGUAUAAAUCAUAGCUGAUAUCACCCUAAUUAAUAUAUAUGAGUCCCUAUUUGCUGCAAGGUCAUUAUAGAAAUAUAGUGACGUGAUAGAUGAGACCAACAUACUAUUCAAAACACAGGGUUUGCACCUUCCAUUACUCUAAAUUCUCAGAGUAUAAAUAUCAAUUAAGAGUUUAUAAUUAAGUUUUGUGACACUGCUAGUUUUACAUUGUGUUUGUAGAAACGGAUAUUUACAAGGAAUUGACAUCUGUCAAACUUAACUAUGUGUGAAUAUAGCUGUAAAUGACAGCCUUAAAAGAUACCAGUGCUUUCCUAACAUCAUUUGAGACUAUAAUAAUAUAACAAUUAGAGAUGAAUGAGUGCUGCCGUGGCUCCGUGUAUAUUCAGGGUUUGUGAAUUUAUGUAAUAUGAUUAUGGGUCAUUAUUUAUGAGUCUAAAUACUGUAUCAGCCUGCCUUCCAAUCGCUUUCAUACUGCAAAGCUCUGCGUUUUCAGCCUACCAAUGGUUGUGCUAUGUAUGCUCAUUUUUAAACCAUUUUGUACAUGCUUAAGAAUGUGUGAUGAAGCACAGAUGAAUAAAGCAUCAGCUGUAUUCUUUUUCUU
Phyllopteryx taeniolatus (common seadragon) is the source of this 2576-nucleotide messenger RNA. It is a transcript of the gene scg2b, whose product is annotated as secretogranin II b. The coding region runs from base 153 to 1910 and encodes 585 amino acids. NCBI's taxonomy places the organism in Eukaryota, Metazoa, Chordata, Actinopteri, Syngnathiformes, Syngnathidae. The record is from RefSeq and is a predicted model, not a curated record. The transcript is spliced from 2 exons.